Oryzias melastigma (Indian medaka) is the source of this 3341-nucleotide messenger RNA. RefSeq names its product trichoplein keratin filament-binding protein-like. The record is from RefSeq and is a predicted model, not a curated record. The transcript has a single exon. The coding region runs from base 229 to 2826 and encodes 865 amino acids. NCBI's taxonomy places the organism in Eukaryota, Metazoa, Chordata, Actinopteri, Beloniformes, Adrianichthyidae.
CCCAUAUCAUAAUAUGACAUGUUAUGACAUCACAUCAUGACAUCAUAGUGACACUGUUUGAGAUCACUUUGUGUCAUUAUUGUUCAUUAAGUUUCAUAUGAAAUGUCUUGUAGACCCUAGAUUCUUAUUCUUAUCCUUAUCCUCAUCUUUUAAAUCAUCAUUUAAACUGUAAACUUCAGCAGGUCCUGUGGUAGCACCUUGAGAAAAGAAAGCCAGGACAGAGAAAAGAUGGAGAAAAACAACUCUGAUCUUCGACAAGAAAUGGCUCAAAGGAGAAAAGAUCGCAUGCUUUUGUAUGCGAUCCAUGACAAAGGUGACAAGGAGGUUACAGAAAAGAUGGAAGAGGUCAAGAGGUUGGCGGUGCAGUGGCAGCACACCAGCAAGCAAAAGGUCAACAAAAUAAACCAUCUUGAAGGUACCUCGGAGGAAAAGCUUGACCAACUAAAACAGCAGGUGGACAAGCUAGAAAAGCAGCAUCAGAUGGGAAUUUUGGAGAUCACCAGCAAAAUAUUCGAGCUGGAAAAUUCCCUCAAAAAAGAUAAAACCAGGGCUAACGAAGCUGAGAACUGCUCGACCCAAAAGGUGGCAAUAUCGGUACAGAUCAAACCUGUGCUGGAACAAACUCUUCAACAACAGAAAAAACAGUUGGAAAAAGAAGAGAAUAGUCUCAUCAGUGACAAUCAGCUGGCCUUAUCAAAGGAAAGAAAGGAAUGGGAGACAAAAAACUCUGAUCUUUCACAAGAAAUGGCUGAAAUGAGAAAAGAUCGUAAACUUUUGUAUACGAUCUUUGACAAAGCUGACAAGGACUUUACAGAAAAGAUUGCAGAAGUCAGGGAGUUGGCGGUGCAGCAGCAUCACACCAUCAAGCAAAAGGACAACAAAAUAAACAAUCUUGAAGGUGCCUUGGAGGAAAACCUUGACAAACAAAAACAACAGAUGAAAAGUGUUGAAGAAACUCACAGACUACAACACUGGCAAGAAACGAAAAUUUUGGGCCUCACCAGCAAAAUAUUCAAGCUGAAAAAUUCGCUCAAAGAAGAAAAAACCAGGGCUAAAGAAGCUGAGAUCUGCUUAGCCCGACAGGUGGUAGAAUUGGUCCUGACAAAAGCUGUGUUGGUUGAAACAGAACGAAAUCUUCAACAACAGAAAGAGCAAUUGGAAAAAGAAAAGAAUUGCCUUAUCAAUGACCAUCAGCUGGCCUUAUCAAAGGAAAGACAAGAAUGGGAGACAAAAAUCUCUCAUCUUUUACGCGAAAUGGCUCAAAUGAGGAAAGAGCAACAGGAAAGGAGUGCCACCUUUGAGAAAUCUGAAAAGGACUUUUCAGAAAAGUUUGGCCAGGCUCAAAAGCAGAUAGAACAACUCCAAGAGACUAUCGCCGAAAAGGUCUCCAUAAUAAACAAUUUUGAUGGAGUCCUGGAGGAGAAGCUUGACCAACAGAAACAAAAGAUGGACAAACUGGAAAACCAGCAUCAGAUGGAAAUUUUGGACUUCUCUAGCAAAUUAGAGAAGCUGGAAAAUUCCCUCAAAGAAGAGAAAGCCAGGGGAUGCGAAGCUGAGAACUGCUUAGCCCAACAGGUGGUAGAAUUGGUCCUGACAAAAGCUGUGUUGGUUGAAACAGAACGAAAUCUUCAACAACAGAACAAGCAAUUGGAAAAAGAAAAUAAUUGCCUUAUCAAUGACCAUCAGCUGGCCUUAUCAAAGGAAAGAAAACAGCUGGCAAAGGAAAGACAAGAAUGGGAGACAAAAAACUCUCAUCUUUCACAUGAAAUGGCUCAAAUGAGGAAAGAGCAACAGGAAAGGAGUGCCACCUUUGAGAAAUCUGAAAAGGACUUUUCAGAAAAGUUUGGCCAGGCUCAGAAGCAGAUAGAACAACUCCAAGAGACUAUCGCUGAAAAGGUUUCCACAAUAAACAAUUUUGAUGGAGUCCUGGAGGAGAAGCUUGACCAACAGAAACAAAAGAUUCACAAGCUCGAAAAUCAGCAUCAGAUGGAAAUUUUGGACUUCUCUAGCAAAUUAGAGAAGCUGGAAAAUUCCCUCAAAGAAGAGAAAGCCAGGGGAUACAAAGCUGAGAACUGCUUAGCCCAACGGGUGGUGGAAUUGGUCCAGGUAAAAGCUGUGUUGGUUGAAACAGAACGAAAUCUUCAACAACAGAAAGAGCAAUUGGAGAAAAAAACGGAUUGGCUUAUCAAUGACUAUCAGCUGGCCUUAUUAAAGGAAAGAAAACAGCUCCAAGAUACUAUCGCUGAAAAGGUCUCCAUAAUAAACAAUUUUGAUGGAGUCCUGGAGGAAAAGCUUGACCAACAACGCCAGCAGAUGGAAAUUGCAAAAGAGGAUUAUCGGCAGAAAAACUGUGAUUUCUUCCUCCAAGUGUCGCAACUGGAAGCAGAACUUCAGCAAGAGAGGGAUGAAAAAAACCGUGUCAAACACAGCUUUGAACUGGAGGCAAGAGAGUCUGCUAACUUAAGGGCUGCGUUGUUCUGUGUAGAGAAAGACCUGGAGUAUCAGAAGCAGCAAUGGGAAACAGAACUCUUGAAUGUCCAUCAACCGACAACCUCUGCUUUAGCUGAGACCCAAAAACAGUUGGAACAGGAAAGAGUAGAGCGGCAGGAAGAAAAGGAGGCUCUUCUUCAGCAAACUGAUAAUCUGAAGCAAGUGGUCAAGACAUUAAAAACUAAUGCCCAGAAAACGGCAACGGUUAACAGGAAAAAAAUUAAAAGACUACAACUGCAGGUGGAGCAGUUGAGGAAAACAAAGACUAAAAGGACAUCUUUUAGAAGAAGGUUUGUGAACCUUUUCCGAAGGGUCCCAUAUACCUCAAUGAACUAGGAAAAAUAGUCCACUAGGUGGGUUCAUGUUAGGUUUAGGGUUGAGGUGUAGGUUAUCCUUUGUGUGCAUAGGCGUAAUGAACUGUAGGAACAUUAGUAACAUGUCUGGGGAUUGAAGUAGGACCUCAGGUAGAAAAAAAACAAGUGGGUUUAGAUUUAUGUAGGACUAGCUAAGUUUAUGUAGGACUACCUGAGUAGCCCAAUCAGGGCUACACCUUAGCCCCUACCUUAACCAAGUAGCCCAAGCAGGGCUACUGGGUUAAGGUAGGGGCCGGGGUUUGUGUUAGGUUUAGGGUUGGGUGUAGGUUGUCCUUUGUGAGCGUAGGUGUACUAAAUUCGAAAAACAUUAGUAACAAGUCUGGGGAUUGAAGUAGGACCCCAGGCAGAAAAAAACAAGUGGGUUUAGAUUUAAGUAGGACUAGCUGAGUUUAUGUAGGACUAGCUGAGUAGCCCAAGCAGGGCUACAAAACCCAGCCCCUACCUUAACCCAGUAGCCCAAGCAGGGCUAAUGGGUUA